AGAAACGGACGUAACGACACGAGUUGUUCGUAGGCAGUGGUCUGACUUGUCGGUCUUAAAAUGAUACUGUAAAUAGACAUGCCGACUCAGAUUAUAUACAACCAUGACUGCCAAGAAAGCAGGAACUCAUCUCUCUAACAAUGUUCUUCAGAUGAAGUUCAUGCAAAGAAGUGUCCUCAGGAUAGAAAAAGAACAAAAUGAAGAGGAACAACAGAAAGUCAUUGAUGAUGAACAUUGGGUACUAGAUAUACCAGAUUACAAAACUAAAGGGUCAUUAUUUCUACAAAAUCAAAGCUAUGUUGUUUGUGAAGGACUACGUUUUGGUCCACAGUCUUAUCAGGGAUUUAAUCCUGAAAUAGAGAAAAUAAUGCGACUACAAAGUGCUGAAGAAGAGGCGAAGAGGUCAGAAGAGAUAGAAAAACAAAACAGUGUCAGUGACCAAGAAAUGGUCAAUAGGUAUUCAUCACUAAUGGGUGUAAUAGCCAAGACAUUUGCGAAGAAACGCAACAGAAAUGAUGUGGCUGAAAAUGACGAGAGUGGAGAGCCCAGGUCCAAGAAAACUUUCAUGAAACCAUCAGAUGCGGGGG
Physella acuta is the source of this 587-nucleotide messenger RNA. Its product is annotated as M-phase phosphoprotein 6-like. Gene Ontology annotation, biological process: maturation of 5.8S rRNA. The record is from RefSeq and is a predicted model, not a curated record. Lineage: Eukaryota; Metazoa; Mollusca; Gastropoda; Physidae.